AUGGCCUCUAUUCGCGUUCUUUCCUUCGAUGCUGAGGGCCGUCCCGUGCAGUUCACUUCCUGGCUCGACGACCUGCAGUUGUAUCUUAUGAGCAAUAGCACGGACCACAUCUCCCUCUAUGACUAUGCGUCUGGUGCUGCCGCUGCUCCUGCUGCCACAGCCGAGCUUAGUGUUCGUUCCCACUGGCAGACCCGUGACGCAGCUGCUCGCCUAGCCAUUCGCAGUCACCUGCCGCUAGCUGAGCUCGAGCAUUUUGGCGACUGCAAAUCCGCUAAGGCCCUGUACGAUGCUGUCGUUGCUCGCUACUCCUCGCCUGCCACAGCCGAGCUUAGCCGCCUCAUGCUGCCGUACCUGUUCCCCGAUCUGUCCACCUUUGCUACAGUCGCCGAUCUUAUCACCCACCUUCGCACUAGUGAUGCUCGCCUGCGUGCCGCCCUUCCCACCGAGUUCUGCGCUAAGAACCCCCCUCCACUGUACUGGACACUCCACUUCAUAGUCACCCGUCUCCCUGACACCCUCAGCUCAGUUCGAGACCACUUCCUUGCUCGCUGUCCCACUGAGCUCACAGUCACCCUCCUAGAGGAGCAGCUGCUCGCGGCCGAAAAGAGCAUUGUAGCUGUCGGUGCUGCUCGUGGCGCUCCUCGCACCCCCAUCUUUGAGGGGUGUUCUCCCUCUCCCCUCGCUCCCUCCUACGCUGCUGCUGCUGCUGUUGACUUCCUUGGUGCUGAGUCUGUUGGCGCUGCUUCUGCUCCUGGUGGGAGGCGCCGCACCGGCAAGGGCAAGGGGGGCAAGGGUGGUGGUGGUGGCGCUGGGGGGGGAGGAGGUGGGGGAGGUGGGGGGGGAGGCGGUGCUGGAGGGAGCGGUGGCGGGAGCGCUGGUGGGAGUGGGGUCGGUACUGGAGGCGGGGGCGGCGGAGGAAGCAGUGGCAGUAGUGGCGGCGGUGGCGGUGGCGGCGGUGGCGGUGGUGGCGGUGGUGGCGGUGGUGGCGGUGGCGGUCGUAGCGGUGGUAGUGGUGGCGGCGGAGGUCGGAGUGGAGGCACUGGCUCGGGCCAGAGCUCCCAGCAGCAGCAGCGUCCCCAGACGACCCAGCAGCUUCGUGAGUGGCUUGCUCAGCGUGGGACGUCGGGGGGCAGUGGCCGCUGUUCUUAUGUCAUUCGCACAGGUGACCGCAAGGGACAGACGUGUGGGAGGUUCCACACCCCGUACCGCUGCUUCUCCCGCCUUGACGACGCUUGGCGUGAGGAGAUGGGUGCGGAUGUUGAGCGCCCCCGCUGGGCUGAGCUCAUGAGGGCUGGUGUUGAUGUCUUUGCUCUUGACUUUGAUGCUAUUAUUUCUGCCAUGUAUGCAUUGACUGUUAGUGCCGAGGGAGACUGUUACUUGUGUGUGCCGCCUGACCCAGGUAUAGAGCCCGCUGCCCUGGGUACUAGUGAGUCUGCUCUCUCUGGUAUGGUGCCCCCUGUACUUGCUCCCUCCAGUGCUGUCCCGGCUGUUUUCGAGUCUGCUCUCUCAGGUACAGCACCCACAGAGACUGCUCUCUCAGGUACCGCACCGGCUGAGGCCUGUCACACCUUCACCCUUGACUCAGUCCUUGCCCAGUCCACCACUGUCCUCCCUUGUCCGGCGGCUCCGUCUGGCUCGUUGUCGGGUUUCCACCUCCCCUCGUUCUCGACGAACCUGGUGAGCAACGCUGUCCUCCAGGAUCAGUGGGUUGACACCUUUACCCCUGGAGGACAGCGUGUGGCGAUCUGCACGUGCUCCAGGACCGGCCGUCACCUGGCUACACUCUUCUCUGGCACCACCGCCUGGGUCACCCCUCCUUGCCACGCCUUCGUGGCAUGCAUCGUCAAACGCCACCUUGUGUCUGGUCUUCCCAGGUCCCUCCCUCCCCUCCCUGCCUCUCCUGCGCCGCCUUGCCUUCCUUGCGUCGAGGGGCGGCAGCGCGCCGCUCCUCACUCCUCCUCGUUCCCCCCGACAGAGGCUCCUCUGCAGACCCUCCACCUGGACGUGUGGGGCCCAGCCCGCGUUCGUGGUCAGGGCGGUGAGCGGUACUUUUUGCUGGUUGUCGACGACUACUCGCGUUACACCACGGUCUUCCCCUUGCGCACCAAGGGUGAGGUCCCUGCUGUUCUGAUCCCUUGGAUCCGCACAGUUCGUCUCCAGCUCCGCCGCCGUUUCCGGACGGAUCUUCCUGUCCUGCGUCUGCACUCUGACAGAGGUGGUGAGUUCUCCUCCGAUCUCUUGAGGACCUUCUGUCAGGCGGAGGGCAUCGAGCAGACCUUCACGCUUCCGGACUCCCCACAGCAGAAUGGGGUUGCUGAGCGCCGCAUUGGUCUGGUCAUGGAGGUCGCUCGUACCUCCUUGGUCCACGCGGCGGCUCCCCAUUUUCUGUGGCCGUUUGCUGUCCGGUACGCCGCGCAUCAGCUCAACCUCUGGCCCCGUGUCUCCUUGCCGGAGACCUCGCCCACACUGCGUUGGACGGGGGAGGUUGGCGAUGCGUCGCGCUUCCGGGUGUGGGGUGCUCGUGCCCUUGUCCGCGAUACGUCCGCGGACAAGCUCUCCUCCCGCACGCUUCCCUGUGUCUUCCUUGGCUUUGUCCCUGACGCGCCUGGCUGGCAGUUUUACCACCCCACCUCGCGCCGGGUCUUCGCCUCUCAGGAUGUCACCUUUGACGAGUCGGUCCCUUUUUACCGUCUCUUCCCCUACCGCACUGCCCCCCUCCCUCCCCCGCCGCUUUUCCUUGCUCCUGGUCCCCCUCCGGUAGACCCCCUUCCCCCUCAGGGUCCUGCUCCUUCAGGUGUCUCUCAGGUAGACCCUCCUCCCGUCGCUGAGCCUGUCGAGGUCACAGGUGACUCAGGUGCUGCUGCAGGUGGUACUGCUGGGAGUGCUGAGCCUGGGGGUGCUGAGCCUGCGGGUGCUGGGCCUGGGAGUGCUGGGACUGCGGGUGCUGGAGCUGAGGGUACUGUGCCUGAGAGUUUGCCGCCUGGGGGUGCUGAGCCUGGGGGUGCUGCGACUGGGGGUGCUGAGCCUGCGUGUGCGGAGUCUGGGGGUACUGAGUCUGGGGGUGCUGAGCCUGCGGGUACUGAGGCUGCGGGUACUGCGCCUGGGGGUGCUGCUACUGAGCCUACGGAGCCUCGGGUUACUGUGUCUGGGGGUGCUCCGGUUCGGGGUGCUGAGCAGUCUCUCACACCGCAGCAGCUUCGUGACUGGUACGUCCGGCGCUUUCGCCGUCCUAGUGACUCGGCUGGAGUUGGGGGUGCUGGGGCUGCUCGUCCUGGGGGUGCUCGUACUGGGGGUACUAGAGCUGCCGGGACUGGUUGUUCUGGGAGCACUGCGACUGGAGCUGCUGGAGCUGGGGACCCUGGCGCUGGCGGUGCUAGCGGAGUUGGAGCUGCCGACUCUGGGGGUGGCGCUGCUGCUGGUGCUGCGGACCCGCCUGGUGGAGCUGCUGCUGGAGCUGAGGACCUGAGCGGUGGCGCUGCUGCUGGUGCUGGGGACCCGGCCGUUGGAGCUCCUGCUGGUCCUGAGGACCCGGCCGCUGGAGUCUCUUCUGCUUCUGGAGACGCUGCGCGGCCGCGACCGUACUUCGUACCGCUCCUUCAGCAGGUUCUUGGGCAGGCUCCUCCUCCUUGUCCUCCUCCCUCCGUAGAGUGUCCUCCGCCUGUCCAGCCGCAGUCACAGUUACCGCCUACCUUGCCUCUCCCUGCUCCCUCUCCUUACACUGGUCCCACAGGAGGUCUUACAGAGCGUCGUGAGCCUGAGUCUCGUCCUGCGUCGCCUGUUCGUCCUGCUCGCGCUGGUAGUCGUGUCCGUCAUGAGCGUCCUCCUCCUGUCCCAGGCACUCACUACAUGACUCUGCGUCCCUCUACUGCUCCUCGGCGUGUCCCUCUACCGUCUCCUCCUGCGUCCUCUUUGCCUGCCGUUCCGGACCCUGAGUCUGACCGGUAUCGUGCUGAGCACCCUACUGUCACGCGUCUCCUAGCUACUGUUGUCACUGACCCUACCUUUGAGUCCUCGGCUGCGUCUGCUCUAGUCGCUGAGUUGGUUGACUUUGCUGCUGCCUGUCGUCUAGACUACGCUGCUAGUCUUGUUGCUGAGUCUGCGUCUGCGUCUGUCUGUCCUCCGUCCGUCGGGGGUGAGUGUGCUCUUGGCACGGACGUCCUUGAGGACAGGCAGGAGGACUUUGACUCUCUUGCGGCUGCUGUACCUCAUCUCGUGGCCUGGUUGCUUGCCCCUGAGGGAGACCCGGAUGCACUAGACAUCCCCACUCCGCGCACUUACGCAGAGGCGAUCUCGGGUCCCUACUCCUCUCAGUGGGAGACAGCCAUGGACGCAGAGAUGGCAUCCUGGAAGUCCACAGGCACCUACGUCGACGAGGUUCCCCCUCCUGGGCCGAACAUCGUCGAUGGCAUGUGGAUUUUCAGGGUGAAGCGGCCGCCAGGUUCUCCGCCUGUCUUCAAGGCUCGUUACGUUGCUAGAGGCUUCAGUCAGCGUCAGGGGGUCGACUUCUUCCAGACCUUCUCCCCCACCCCGAAGAUGACCACUCUUUGGGUUCUGCUGCACGUUGCUGCUCAGCGUGACUACGAGCUUCACUCUCUUGACUUCAGCACAGCGUUCCUGCAGGGCAGCCUGCACGAGGAGAUCUGGCUGCGCCGCCCACCUGGCUUUACUGGGUCGUUUCCUCCUGGUACCCAGUGGAGCCUCCGCCGGCCAGUCUACGGUCUCCGCCAGGCGCCACGUGAGUGGCACGACACACUGAGGACUACACUUGCGGCUCUUGGGUUCGCGCCGUCUACUGCUGACCCGUCGCUGUUUCUGCGCACAGACACGUCGCUGCCGCCGUUCUACAUUCUUGUGUACGUCGACGACUUGGUCUUUGCUACUGCUGACACUGAGGCACUCGCUCGUGUGAAGUCGGAGCUGCAGAAGAGACACACCUGCACUGACCUGGGUGAACUGCGUAGCUACCUUGGCUUGCAGAUCACCCGGGACAGAGCUCGCCGCACCAUCACCCUGACUCAGUCACACAUGGUGCAGCAGGUCCUUCAGCGCUUCGGCUUCCAGUUCUCCUCACCACAGGCCACACCUCUGGCUACCAGCCACUCGCUCUCAGCUCCACCUUCGGACGAGUCCGUAGAGCCGAGUGGCCCGUACCCAGAGCUUGUAGGCUGCCUCAUGUACCUGAUGACGUGCACGCGACCUGACCUCGCGUACCCUCUUAGCAUCCUUGCUCGUUACGUUGCACCUGGGAGACACAGGCGAGAGCACUGGGAGGCUGCUAAGAGGGUGCUGCGUUACUUGUGCAGUACAUCAGGCAUGGGGCUGGUGCUUGGAGGACACGACAGAGUUGUCCUCACUGGUCACUCGGACGCUUCUUGGGUGGACGACCUGGCUACGCAGCGGUCGUCACAGGGUUACACCUUCAGCCUUGGCUCUGGUUCUGUCUCGUGGCGGUCCACCCGCUCUUCCUCUGUUCUCGGCUCUAGUUGUGAGGCUGAGAUCUACGCCACAGCCAUGGCUGCACAGGAGUUACGCUGGCUCACCUACCUGCUGACUGACUUGGGAGAGCGGCCUAGUUCUCCUCCAGUUCUGUACGGUGACAACAAGGCGGCUCUUGCCUUGUGUCAGGAGCACAGACUGGAGCACAGGACGAAGCACAUUGCUCUUCGCUACUUUCUUGCUCGAGAGCUUCAGCAGCGCGGUCAGCUUCGGCUUGUGUACGUGGACUCGAAGGCCAACACUGCUGAUAUCUUCACCAAGGCGCUCCCGCCUAGUGAUCAUCAGCGGCACUGUACUUCUUUAGGCCUUGUGUCCACGUUUCCUCACUUGCUCACUGCUUGA
Messenger RNA from Closterium sp. Yama58-4, 5838 nucleotides. NCBI's taxonomy places the organism in Eukaryota, Viridiplantae, Streptophyta, Zygnematophyceae, Desmidiales, Closteriaceae. The record is from the annotation of a GenBank genome assembly.